UCUCAUUCUUCCCGAAGAUUUUUCAUUUGAUUCGCUGAAUCGAAGCAUCCAGAAACAGAGCCAUAAUCUCUGUCCUCAAAAAUAAAAUCUAAACCCUCCAAAAACCCCAUCCUCUCUCUCUCAAUUAAUAGCACAGUCUACCCAGCUAAAUUCAAUAUACCUUCACGACUUAAUUAUGGCUUCUCUAUCUUUGGACAUAGCCACGACCUGCAUCUCCUUCGCUUCUCGCCACCGAACUCCACUUGCCAGAAUCCGCACCGCUGUCCUUCCUCCCUUUCUUAAACCCCAUCAGACCUUAUCUCUUACUACACGCUCGUUUCACUCCAGAAUCGUCGCCGUCGGUUUCUCUAAACCCACUUUCAAUUCUUGCCGCAGGUUCACCGUCUCCGCCGCUUCCUCCACCACCGCGGCUCCUCAGAGUGAGGAUUCUGAUUUGACCACUAAGAUUCCGCCUGAUAAUCGGAUUCCAGCUACCAUUAUUACUGGGUUUUUAGGGUCUGGGAAGACAACAUUGCUUAACCAUAUCUUGACAGCUGACCAUGGGAAGCGCAUAGCAGUCAUUGAAAAUGAGUAUGGUGAAAUCGACAUUGACGGCUCUUUGGUUGCUGCAAAAACUACUGGAGCUGAGGACAUAAUUAUGUUGAACAAUGGUUGUUUAUGCUGUACAGUGAGGGGAGAUCUCGUGAGAAUGAUAUCAGAAUUGGUUGCUAAGAAGAAAGGGAACUUUGACCAUAUUGUAAUAGAGACUACAGGGCUUGCAAAUCCAGCACCAAUAAUUCAGACUUUUUAUGCUGAAGAUAGCAUUUUUAAUGAUGUCAAGUUGGAUGGUGUUGUAACUUUGGUUGAUGCUAAACAUGCUCCUUUUCAUCUGGAUGAUGUUAAACCAAAGGGAGUAGUCAAUGAGGCUGUGGAGCAAAUUGCUUAUGCUGACAGGGUCAUAGUAAAUAAAACUGAUCUUGUCGGUGAGAAAGAAAUUGCUUCCUUGGUGCAGCGGAUAAGGAACAUCAACAGCAUGGCUCAUUUGAAGCGGACAGAGUUCGGAAAAGUUGACCUGGAUUAUGUCCUUGGCAUUGGGGGCUUUGAUUUGGAGAGGAUUGAGAGUGCUGUUGAUGCAGACAGUGGGAAGGAAGAUCAUGACCACGGUCAUGACCAUGACCAUGACAAUGACCAUAACCACCACCACCAUCACCAUGAUGAGCAUGAUCACCAUCACGAACAUCAUGAUCACCAUUCCCAUGAUCACACUCAUGAUCCUGGUGUUUCUUCUGUCAGCAUAGUUUGUGAAGGAAUGUUAGAUUUAGAGAAGGCUAACAUGUGGCUUGGUACGCUGUUGCUGGAACGUAGCGAGGACAUAUACCGGAUGAAAGGUCUUUUAUCUGUUCAGGGCAUGGAUGAGAGAUUUGUAUUUCAGGGUGUUCAUGACAUAUUCCAAGGCUCACCAGAUCGGCUAUGGGGCCCAGAUGAACCUAGAAUAAACAAGAUAGUGUUCAUAGGGAAGAACUUGGAUGCACAGGAAAUAGAGAAAGGAUUCAAAGACUGUUUGCUAUGAUUGUAAACAGAAAGAUCAUGUGAUGUUUCGACCUUCGGCACUUGAUACUGUACACUGGAUGUGAUUUUUACUGACAAAAUGGUCUAAAUGUGGAACAAUAUAAUCAACGAAACCUGGAAAUCAUAAAUAUUUACUUGAUCUGUAGUUGCUCAAAUGAUUUCAGUAAAAUGCCUUGGGCGAAAUUAUAUAUGAAGUUUUUAUUCGGUAAUAUGAAUUUUA
Messenger RNA from Jatropha curcas, 1768 nucleotides. RefSeq names its product plastid transcriptionally active 17 (gene PTAC17). Lineage: Eukaryota; Viridiplantae; Streptophyta; Magnoliopsida; Malpighiales; Euphorbiaceae. The record is from RefSeq and is a predicted model, not a curated record. Gene Ontology annotation, cellular component: cytoplasm.